UAUCAUUCAGGAACAUCGGGUGUUCGAAGUGCGAAUGGAUGCUGGAUAUGCCGUUUGAGACGGAAGAAAUGCGAUGAGACCCAACCCAACUGUCAAGCAUGUGCAGAUCUAGGCAUAGACUGUGAAGGUUACGGACCACGACCGCCUUGGAUGGACAGAGGUCCGCUAGAACGCGAGAAAGCGGAAGCGAUUAAGGCAGAAAUUGCCCGUGCGGGGGGAAAGAGGAGACGGAUUUCAGUGAGCCAUAAACCUUUGUCGCCUCAGCCGUCACUCAAGUCCCCAAGCGGCGAUUCUUUCGGUCCACGACGCCCAUCUACAGGCCGAUUUGAUGGAGUGGCGCUUCAAAAUACCCCCGAGACAACGCCAAAAUCUUUGCUGUAUCCGCAGGUGGAAGACACACAGAGCCUGACAGAUUAUAGCUUUGGUCUGAUAUCUCCAGGUGAUGAACUGUGGACUGAUGACAUGAUCAAUUGGCAGGAUCAGGUUCUUCCCAUACGACUUGACGAUGGAAAAUCAACAGUUUUGCCGCCACGGAUUUCGUCACAUGUACCGUCACUUGAUCAAUGCUCCAUAUCCGGCGAACUCUCUCUACAGGGCCUCCGAUCACCAUUGCCUGUCGUUCAAAACGAGAGACAUCUGUCUGGAAACAUGGGCCAGACCGUCAAUGGUGGGAUGUCCACAUAUUGGGAAAGAAUCGGGUUCCAGACCGAUUCCGUGUUUACUACAACCAAUAGCCCCGGGGUUGUUCAUCGAGGUCUUGAUGAUCUGUUACCAGGUCUCUCAGGUAACUCUUCGAGCACCUCGAGCCUCGACUUAACAAUAAGCUCCCGAAAGCCCAAUCUGCAAACAGCUGUUAUGCUCUCUUAUUAUCUCAACAAAGUGCUUCUCGAGCAAUUUCGUUUUAGUUCGAAUACUAACAUAAUAGGUCAGCUGUGGCUACAAGUUCUGAUAUAUAGUUCCGAGCACUUGCUAGAGAUCACCCUGAUACUCAGUCAAGCACAUUAUAUUUGGGAGUCGAACCCGGAUUUUGCAAAGACCUACGAGACCGAUUUGAGCAAAGCAAUGCGCAUUCUAAGGACGCUGCACUCGCCAAAUACUAUGAUGCGCAUGCUCGAUAAGGAGCAGAGAGCAAUGCAAGCCGUCGUUGCCUGCGCAUGUUUCCACCAGGUCAUCUGUCUCGAGCUGCUGUAUGGCGGGAACAGCCAUUGGCAACAGUGCCUCACCCAGGCGGGUCCGUAUACACAGAUUUUAAUCGAUAUAGUCGUGCGCGGCGGCAUCGAUGCAAACCAAUCUGAACCUCUUUCAUUAGCUACAGAACAGACAUUGUUAGCUGCAGCCAAAACACUUCUGGCUCGUCUGAUCUGGCUUGACAUUAUGGCGGCUGUAUCGACAGGUAGCAGAUCAUACCUAAAGACUAAUCACAGCUACCUCUUGAGCUUGGAGUUUGUUGACAUGGCAGAAGUAUUUGGAUGCGAGAACUGGGUGGUCAAGGAACUACACGAGAUCAUCUCCCUGCAUGAAUGGAAGAAACAAGCAGAGGCUGAACAGAACCUCAACAUCAUGCAGCUGGCUACGCACGGGGCGGCCAUCUUACAAUCUCUGAAAGAGCAAAUCGCACAGUUGGGCGAUACUAGGCCGAAGACCGCAAGGACUCAAGCCGGAGGAGCCAACGACAACCACUCCUCCAAUUGCACAAAAUACGUUGACAGAUAUAUGGCCAAAUGUAUAACAGCCACUUAUGCUCAAGCUGCGACGAUCUUCCUUCACGUGGUUUUGUCCGGACCUCUUCCGUAUCUACAGGAGAUACAGGCGGCGCAGGCAGAACUGCGAUCAUCUCUGGAUGUCCUCGCCAGUAAAAAGCUGACUGGCUACGUCGCGUGGCCUCUAUGCGUGGCGGCAUGCUUCGCGACGGACGACGAGCAAGAUCCGCCCCUUUCCCCCGCAAGCUUGGAGGUGCAUGGCAACCCCAAGAUGUCCAAGGUAUGCAUCGAGGCAUUGAACAUCGGCCAGAAGUGCCGUUCGAUCAGAAAGGGCGGAGAAAGUGCUGAGUGGAUUUCGGCCAUGAAAAGUCUUCAGACGUGCAUUUUGUUGGCCUAGAAUAGAGAUUCCGUGAGAAAACAGUAUUCAGUACACCAUUAAUUCGUUGUAGACGGACUCCAUAUGGCUGAAAAAUUUCUUCCCCAGGUGUGUGGACAAGUUGAAGCCGUUAAGCAUGCAGCUUUAAGUCAGCAGAUAGAUAGACGUCGCAAGCGCAAGGAUCCGUGUGUUCCGUCUUGCUGUAC
This is a messenger RNA of Truncatella angustata, 2282 nucleotides long. RefSeq names its product fungal-specific transcription factor domain-containing protein. NCBI's taxonomy places the organism in Eukaryota, Fungi, Ascomycota, Sordariomycetes, Amphisphaeriales, Sporocadaceae. Bases 151 to 2097 code for a protein of 648 amino acids. The transcript is spliced from 4 exons. The record is from RefSeq and is a predicted model, not a curated record.